Juglans microcarpa x Juglans regia is the source of this 2142-nucleotide messenger RNA. Its product is annotated as E3 ubiquitin-protein ligase KEG-like. Gene Ontology annotation, molecular function: ATP binding; protein kinase activity. The coding region runs from base 167 to 2026 and encodes 619 amino acids. Gene Ontology annotation, biological process: protein phosphorylation. NCBI's taxonomy places the organism in Eukaryota, Viridiplantae, Streptophyta, Magnoliopsida, Fagales, Juglandaceae. The transcript has 5 exons. The record is from RefSeq and is a predicted model, not a curated record.
CUUUUUGUAUUCUGGGAAACAAAAAAUAAAAUAAAGAAAUCUCUUUGUUUGUUUUCUUUAUUUAUUUAUUUUUGCCUCUGCUGCUUCUUCUUGGCUCUUCCUCGGGUAACAAAGCCUUGUUUCGACUUCCCCACGGACUCUCCCUCUCUCUAUUGGAUUCAGCAAUAUGACUGAACAGAUCAGAGCAGCAAAGCCAGCAGCUUUUUUUGAGUAUGAACUCUUUGAAGGAGACCCCGACCACCUUAGAACUGUCAAAGCCACACCAACUCCGAUUGGUCCAUGGAUUGAUCCUUCCUCUCUGAAACUUAAGCAUAGGAUUGGCCGGGGCCCCUUUGGUGAUGUUUUCUUAGCAACUCAUCACCAAUUGGGUCAUGAUUUUGAGGAGUAUCAUGAAGUGGCUGUCAAGGUGCUGCAUCCAUUAAAGGAGGGUCAUACUCAAAAGUUUCUGGACAAGUUUAAGGAGUUAUUUUUUAAGUGCCAAGCACAACCAGGUGUUUGUUUGUUGCAUGGUAUAUCAAUAGUUAAAGGAAAGAUCUGCAUUGCGAUGAAAUUUUAUGAGGGAUCAGUGGGUGAUCGAAUGGCUCGGGUCAAAGGUGGCAAUCUUCAGUUGUCUGAUGUUUUAAGGUAUGGGAUCAAAUUGGCAAAAGCGAUUAUAGAGUUGCAUUCAAUUGGGACCCUGGUGCUGAACCUCAAGCCUUGUAACUUUCUGCUUAAUGAAAAUGACCAAGUGGUUCUGGGAGAUUUUGGGAUCCCAUAUCUGCUUCUUGGGAUUGCAGUUUCUAAUCCAGAAUUGGCUCUCAGACUUGGAACUCCAAACUACAUGGCCCCAGAACAGUGGAAUCCAGAAGUUAGAGGUCCUAUAUCCUUUGAGACAGAUUCAUGGGGUUUUGGAUGCAGCAUAACAGAGAUGUUAACCGGCAUUCAGCCCUGGUUUGGAAACUCAGCUGAAGAAAUAUAUCACUCAGUUGUGAUCAAGCAAGAAAAGCCACAUAUCCCAAGUGGUUUGCCCCCUGUGGUUGGGAGUGUUAUCAAUGGUUGCUUUGAGUAUGAUUUCCGGAAUCGGCCUUUGAUGACAGAUAUUCUGCAUGCAUUUUUAAGCUCAAAGAAUGCUGUUAACAGAGAUGGAGAAUCGCAUGGUAUAGGAAGCAGGGCACUUAAAUAUAGAUUGAAUGGUGUGGGUUACACGACAUGGUAUCUGUUGAAGGAUCAUCUUGAAGUGGGUGACAUGGUUCGCGCUAGAAAGCCAAUGAAUACAUACAAACCGCAAGCCAUAGAUGUUCCUGAAGGAAAGGUGGUCGCUUUGGAGGGUGACAAUGAUAAAGACAGUUUUGUUCUGGUGAAGGUACCUGGUGCACACAACCCUUUAAGAGUACAAGUUUCAACAGUCGAAAGGGUGACAUUUGACUUGGCAAUGGGUGAUUGGGUGCGUUUAAAAGAGAAAAACAAGGAGCACUCCUCAGUGGGAAUUCUACACUCAGUACAGCGUAAUGGGAGUACAACAGUUGGAUUUUUGGGGUUAGAGACUCUCUGGAGAGGUGACUCUUCUGAGCUUCAAAAGGCUAAAGCUUAUUAUGUUGGACAGUUUGUGAGGCUGAAGGCAGAUAUGUCGACUCCCCGGUUUGAGUGGCCUCGUAGGAAUGGAGGAGCAUGGGCCACUGGCAUUAUCUCACAUGUGCUUCCAAAUGGAUGUCUUGUUGUGAGUUUCCCUGGGAGGUUGGUGUUUGGAAAUGAAUCUAAUAUCUUCUUGGCAGAUCCAGCUGAAGUGGAGCAAGUGUCUUUUGAUACUUGUCCAGGAGUGGUGGAGAAAUAUCAGCACAUCGAGGAUUUUCACUGGGCUGUGCGUCCACUUGCAGUCGCGGUUAGUUUAUUUACAGCCAUGAAACUGGGCUUAUUUGUUGGACGAAACAUAGGUGCAAGGUUGAAGAAAGACCCUAGGAAUUUGAAGCGGCACGAUGGUGGCCAGAGUGGUGGAAGUGGUUGGCUUCCACCACCAGUUGCAAAUAUUCUCUUCAAAGAAGGUGCUUAGGUAAUUAUUGAUUUCUGCCCCGCAGUCAAGUUUGUUAACCGCAGAGCUAGUGAAUGAAAAUAAUUGCUUUUAAACCGAUGGCUCUACUGCCUGCUACUAGGACUUGUAACUUCUUA